AUGAAGUCAGCUGUCAAUGUGCUGCUGCUUCUUCUUAUUAAGUUUUUCCUUUUCGGGUCAUCAACUUCUAAAUAUAAAUUUUCAAUCAUGGUUCAUGAGCUCUUCUUCGAAAUCGUUCGAGAAAAGCAGCAUGUGUUUUGCGAUGCUAAAGACACAGCUCCAGUCUUGGAACUGAAGAGGAUUGUAGAAGGUGUGCUGAAGAUCCCUGUCACUGAUCAAGUGCUUGUGCGCCUUUUAGACGACAGCAACACCAACUUUCUUCCCCUCGAUGACAAGAAAACACUUGCAGAAAGUGGUUUCACAGUCAACAAUGCAAAGAGCUGUUUUCAUCUUUCUUUGAGACCUACAGUAUCACCUUAUUUGAUUUAA
Molecule: messenger RNA, 369 nt
Organism: Cylicostephanus goldi
Lineage: Eukaryota; Metazoa; Nematoda; Chromadorea; Rhabditida; Strongylidae
Source: the annotation of a GenBank genome assembly